GAAACAUGUGGUUUUUGGCCAUGUCAUCAGAGGACAGGAUGUUGUAAUAGCUAUUGAGAACCAAAAGACAGAUGAAAAUAAUCGUCCUAUCAGUGAGGUUAAGAUAACCAGCUGUGGAGAGCUUAUUUUGCAGAUUAAACAAAAAGCCAAGAAGAAAAAAGAUACCAAAUCUUCAGAAUCUGAAUAUGCAAGUAGUUCCAGUGAAUCAGGAAGUGAAUCUGAGGAUGAUCAGAAAAAUAUAGAAAGAAAAAAAAAGGACAAAAAGAAAAAAGCAAAGAAGAGGAGAAAAGAAAAAAAGAAAAUUAAAAAAAGGAGACUUAAUGGGAGAUGGCAGGCAGCUGCCUUACCAAAGCAGCAGGAGGGGUGGAACACCAAAAUGUGGUCAGGGCAAAGAUGAACAGCUAGGAAGCUUAGACAGUCUUAAGGACAGGUUUCAGAAGAGAGAUGAAAUAAGUGAGGAGGAAACAAGUAACCACAAAGAAAAGAAGCACAAGAAACACAAAAAGACAGAAAAGUCUAACAACAACAAGCUCAAGAUAAAGCACAGCAUAGAGAUGCAUCCGACAGUUUCAAGGUCAUCUUCAAGAGAGAGAAUUUUGUUAAGAAAAUCAAGGGCCCCUUUAAAAGAGAAAUCUAGGUCAAGGAGAUCAAGGUCCCCUUCAAAAGAAAGAUUUAGGUCAAGGAAAUCAAGGUCCUCUUCAAAAGAGAGACCUAGAUCAAAAAAAUUAAGGUCACCUUCAGAAGCGAGAUCUAGGUCAAGGAAGUCAAGGUCACCUUCAGAAGAGAGAUCUAGGUCAAGGAAGUCGAGGUCACCUUCAGAAGAGAGAUCUAGGUCAAGGAAGUUGAGGUCACCUUCAGAAGAGAGAUCUAGGUCAAGGAAGUCGAGGUCACCUUCAAAAAAAAAAAAAAGAUCUUGGUCAAGGAAACCAAGGGCACAUUCAGAAGAGAGUUCAGUUGUAUCAAGCUCAGGUGAUGGCUCUACUCUAGCUAGCUAGAUUUCGUGGUCAAUUAUUGCUUUCCUGUACGUUUGGCACUGGAAAUCUUUUUUUUUUUUCAAAAUCAAAUGUUAAUUAUCUUUUUUUAUAUGGGAAGUAUAUUUUUAACUGAUAUUUUUUGGGGUGGGUUUUGGCUAGGAUAUCUUGAAUGUAUGAUUUCAAGGAUCCCAGACCUACUGUUCCUACUUUUUGGGUAGGACCCUCCUACUUUGAAAGAAAAUGUCCAACUUUUCCUGCUUUUAAAUGAAUUCAUUUGAAAGUUUUGUCAUUUUGAACACUUUCUCUGCAUGCUUCUCUUUUCUUCUCCUUCUCUUCUCCUUUCUCUUUUUCUUCCCUUUUUCAUUUGUGUUUGGAAUUUUUCUUUUGUCUUUUCAAACUUUGUGCGCUUGGACUACCUUGUAUCUAGAUUAAAUUACAAUAGAACAUCCAGGGCUCGGUUUCAUCACAACAUAGUAGUAUUAUAGUACUAUUUAUUCAUAUGUAAAUUGGGAGAAGUCCCAGAAUUCCACAUGUGACACAGAAUUUACAUAGUGGUGAUUUCCCUGCCAAAUUUCUUUUUAGAAAC
Molecule: messenger RNA, 1560 nt
Organism: Lingula anatina
Lineage: Eukaryota; Metazoa; Brachiopoda; Lingulata; Lingulida; Lingulidae
Product: peptidyl-prolyl cis-trans isomerase G
Biological process (GO): protein folding; protein peptidyl-prolyl isomerization
Cellular component (GO): cytoplasm; mitochondrion
Molecular function (GO): peptidyl-prolyl cis-trans isomerase activity; cyclosporin A binding
Source: RefSeq, a predicted model, not a curated record